Messenger RNA from Setaria italica (foxtail millet), 1526 nucleotides. Its product is annotated as aurachin C monooxygenase/isomerase. The record is from RefSeq and is a predicted model, not a curated record. Lineage: Eukaryota; Viridiplantae; Streptophyta; Magnoliopsida; Poales; Poaceae. The transcript is spliced from 3 exons. Gene Ontology annotation, molecular function: FAD binding. Bases 9 to 1394 code for a protein of 461 amino acids.
UUGGCGAGAUGGGCAAGCGGGUGGCCGUGGUGGUGGGAGGGAGCGUGGCGGGGCUGGCGGGCGCGCACGCCGUGGCGGGCGCGGGAUGGGACGUGGUGGUUCUCGAGAAGGCGGCGGCGCCGGCAGCCGGGGGCGGCACGGGCGCCGGGCUGGGGCUCGACCCCCAGUCUAUGGAGACGCUCGCCCGCUGGAUCCCCGGGUGGGGCCUCGAUGCGGCCACGCUGCCGCUCGCCGUCGACCUGGUAAGCCCCGCCGCCCUCUCCGAAUCGCCUGGCGCUCGCAGUGAGGUGGAGAUCUAUUGGGAGCGGCGAACUGCUAACCGUUUAUGGCUGCAGAACAGAGCAACGGACAGCGAGACGAAGGCGGCGCGGACGCUGGUUAGAGACGAGGACUUCAACUUCCGCGCGGCGCACUGGGGCGACCUGCACCGGCGGCUGCACGAGGCACUGCCGGCCUCGGCGACCGUGCUCUGGGGCCACAAGUUCCUGUCGUUCGAGGCGCCAGACGACACGCGCGGUGGGGUCAUCGCGACGGCCCGCGUGCUGCGGACGGGGAAGACGGUUGAUGUCGCCGGCGACAUUCUCGUCGCGGCGGAUGGAUCCACGUCGUCCAUCCGCCGCCGCUUCCUCCCCGACCUCAAGCUCAGGUACUCCGGGUACUGUGCGUGGCGAGGCGUGUUCGAUUUCGCCGGGAAGGAGAGCUCGGACACCAUGAUCGGCAUCCGAAGAGCCUACCCGGAGCUCGGCAACUGCCUCUACUUCGAUCUUGCUUACAAGACGCACGCCGUGCUCUACGAGCUGCCCAGGAGCCGGCUCAACUGGCUCUGGUACAUCAAUGGCCCAGAACCGGAGCUCACGGGGAGCUCGGUGACCAUGGAGGCGACCGACGCCAUGGUGGCGCGGAUGCGGGGCGAGGCCGGGCGCGUUUGGUGCCCCGAGCUGGCGCGGCUGGUCCGGGAGACCGCGUCGCCGUUCGUGAACGUGAUCUACGACGCGGACCCGCUGCCGCGGCUGUCGUGGGCGGGCGGCCGCGUGGUGCUCGUCGGCGACGCGGCGCACCCGACCACGCCGCACGGCCUGCGAAGCACCAACAUGUCCGUCAUGGACGCGCGCGCGCUCGGGCGGUGCCUGGCGAGGUGGGCCACGGAGCCGGCGGCGCCCGCGCGCGCGCUGGCGGAGUACGAGGCGGCGCGGCUGCCCGUCGUGGCCGCGCAGGUGCUGCACGCGCGCCGGCUCGGGCGGGUCAAGCAGGGCCUGCCGGUGGACGGCGAGGCGGAGGGGUUCGACGUGAGGAUGGCGACCGAGGACGCGCUGCAGCUGCGGCAGAGGUCCAUGCCGUUCUUUGGAGGCGCGCCAACAGCAGAUGAUGGCGCUGGCGGUUCGGAUUUUUGUUAGAAUCAGAAAGUGUUGUAUUUUGAUUUUUUUUUUUUAGGUUUGCCACCUCCAUUUAUCAAGAAGUUUGUUGGUAAAAACUACUAUGAUUCUUUAAAGUUUAGAUGAAUUAUAUAAGCAUAUUAAUGACUUUAA